GACGCGUGAAAGUCAGUGGCAUCGAAAAAAACUAUUUAAUUACAAAAUACUAUAAAUCAAUUAAGAUAAUAUAAAAAUCAUGUGUUCAAAUGAAAAACAAUUCUUCGGCCCCUUAACUUUACAUCAAAAAAGUGAAAAACAAUCUGUUUUUAAGUGUGAAAAACCGACAGAAUGUGCCUGUAUUUUGUGCGAUGAAAUAUUCUCGUUACCGUCUUCUGAGAAGCAGUUUCUAACACAUUUGUUUAUGGAACAUCGUUUAGUUAUAGCUGAUGUAAACGAAAUCGCUGACUUCAGAAGCUAUAUGAAGUAUUGGAAACAAAGAUUUAAAGAUCAAAAUUUGCCAUAUUAUUGUACAACAAUGCUUCUUGAUAACAAACCAGAUGGAACUAAGUCUAAAAAUGAAGAAUACUUUCUUCUAAGCGAUGUUUUACCUGAAGACAAAGAAGUACGGGAAAAUAUUAGACAGAGUAAAUUAGAAUUUCUAUUAGAAAGGCAUACAUUUGAAAGAGAGGAUAAAAAUUACUCAAAAGAGUGCCUUUUUUGUCGAUAUGUUUCAAAUGGUACCAGAGCAAGCUAUUUAAAUCAUUUGUAUGAGAAACAUAAUUUUCAUAUUGCAAAGCCUGAUAAUUUAAUAUUAGUGGAUGACCUGGUGGAUUUAAUAGCUUCGAAAUUAGAAAAACUUCAUUGUAUAUUUUGUGAAGGUUUAUUCAAAGAUCGCACAAUUCUAAAAGAGCACAUGAGAAAGAAAGGACAUAAACGAAUAAACCCAGCAAAUAAAGAAUAUGAUAAAUUCUUCUUAGUCAACUAUGCUAGUGAUAAACAUACUGUGCCUACUCAAAGAUUGAAUAAACCAAAUACAUCGAAGUACCAUUAUAAUGCUAAUAAAGAAGAUCAUGAGCAGAAUUCAAACAUAGAUAGUGAUCCAGAAUGGUCAGAGUGGACUGAAGAAAAUGGACCUUUGAUUACUUGCCUCCUUUGUGAUCACACUGAAAUGGAGUUUGAGAAUAUUCUAGAUCACAUGGAAAGAAAACAUGAAUUUUCCUUUUCAAAAGCGACCUCUGGUUUUGAUUUUUAUCAUAAAAUAAAAAUUGUCAAUUACAUCCGACGUCAAAUACAUUUAAAACAGUGUCUGUCUUGUGAAACAAAGUUUGACGAUUCAAGAAAUUUGGAAAAGCAUUUAAAGGAAAUGAAACAUUGGAUUCUGCAUAAGGAGAAGUGGGACCAACCUGAAUAUUACUUUCCGACUUACGAAGAUGAUUUGUUCCUGUGUUUUAUUCAUGAUGAAGAUGAAAGUUGGUGGUCCAGUGACGAGCAGGAAGUCGAAAACCAGAAUAAUAUGUGUGAUAGUAUUUCAAAAGAAAUGGCACUAUCUGUUCUAAGUGAUUAAAGCAUAAUCUAUAAAAAGUUUUUAAAAUUUAUAUCUUCUAAUAUCUAUCUUAUAUUUAUGAUUUAGUAUUUUCAACAAAAUCAAUCUGUUGAUGUAUAAAGAAUAAUCAAUAAAUAUCAGUGAAAGUAUUUAUGUAUAAAUGUGUAUAGAUUAAUAUAGUCUUAAAUAAUGCUUAACUACAAAAAUUACUAAACCAAUUUACAUAAAAAAUUAUACUAGAAGCAUUUCUUAGAAUGUUAUAAAUAAUAUUAUUAAAUAAUUAUUCAUCUAUUUCAAAUUUAGAAUAUUUGAAAAGCGAUGUGAUGUGUUAAGUGUGAAUUUCAAGUUAUUAUUAAUAAAUUUAAAUAAGAUAAUAGUUAUUAUGAAAGACUUUAUUGAUAGAUUAUGAAAGCAAUACUUUUGUUUCAAGCUAGUUAUUUCUGGAUUUUGUGAACAAACUAUUAACCAGUUGUAACUGGAUAUUAAUAAGCAAUCUAAGACGCUGGUGUAAAUGAAGGUUGUAAAAGUAAUUAAUGUUUUUGAAGUAUAGUGUGUAUAAUAAGUAUGGCUGUUACAAUUAAAUAUAUUUUGCUUACUUGAAAAAUAUAUUUAGUUGACAAGCAAAAUUUAUUUUUGUAAGUUCUCUUAGUUUAGUAAAAUAAACUACAAAUCUGGCAUUAAAAAGAUUUUAUGUCAUUAAUGAGAAAAAUAAAAGGAAAAACAAUAACUGUUUUUAAAAA
Messenger RNA from Nymphalis io (European peacock), 2106 nucleotides. Its product is annotated as zinc finger protein 277. Bases 80 to 1387 code for a protein of 435 amino acids. NCBI's taxonomy places the organism in Eukaryota, Metazoa, Arthropoda, Insecta, Lepidoptera, Nymphalidae. The record is from RefSeq and is a predicted model, not a curated record. The transcript is spliced from 2 exons.